Molecule: messenger RNA, 1857 nt
Organism: Gasterosteus aculeatus aculeatus (three-spined stickleback)
Lineage: Eukaryota; Metazoa; Chordata; Actinopteri; Perciformes; Gasterosteidae
Product: integrin beta-1
Biological process (GO): cell migration; cell-matrix adhesion; integrin-mediated signaling pathway
Cellular component (GO): focal adhesion; integrin complex; cell surface
Molecular function (GO): integrin binding
Source: RefSeq, a predicted model, not a curated record
UGUGAUUUACAUGCAAAUACUCAAAAUCAUCUUACUUUCAAGACUUUCAUGAUUGACAAAACAUGACUGUUUUGUAGAAACUGAAGCAGCUGAUGAUUUGUUUUAAUCAUUUCAUGUUAAUGUGUCAUGCGCUCAGUGUGUGCACACAGUUGCGUAUGCAGAACUACAGCGCACGUGGAUGACUGUUGUCCGUACAGCGGACUCUGAUCAUUGAUCGAGUCUGAGUCUCUGAUCUGAUAUUUGCAGUGCCUGAACAACUCUGAUGCACAAACAACGCACUUGUUUGUUCCUUAAAGCGAGUAAAAAAAACUAAAAACUGGACGAGUCUAUAUAGGAGCGAGGCUCGUCAGUGUGCCGACAUAAAAAACUCCAAGACACGGCAACAGAAGAGAAGUCGCUCUGAACUCCAGGAUGUCUGCGUUGAAGCUGCUCGCAUAUCUCGGCCUGCUGCUCGUUCUGUCGUGUCUCAGCGGUGCAGAGGAACAAAAGUGCAGCACAUCUGCUCACAACUGUGACGAGUGCAUUCAGUCGGGCCCGGCGUGCGCCUGGUGCUCCGCGCCGAACGCCAACAUCCGCUGUGAUACCUUGAAGGGCCUGCAGAGAGCAGGCUGUCACAAGAGUUACGUGUUCAACCCUCGGGGCAGAGUGCAAGUUGUCAAAAAUGACAGCGGCACCGAACCAGCAGAUGCCGAGGCCUUGUCCCUCCGUCCCCGGGACGUCUCCCUGCGUUUGAGGCCGGGUGUGAGCGAGUCCUUCCCUCUCACGAUCACCGUGCCAACAGCACAGCCCAUCACAGAGCUCAUCAUGGACACGAGCGCUCUGCCAGCAGGAGUCAACGUCUCAUUCAGCACCAUUGUGAAUGAAAACCCUCUGCUGGUUGUACAGGUGACCGUCACAGCUGCCCAGUGUCCCAGUGAGAGGGACGACUUGAACCAGAACAGGACUGGGCCCUGGCCUGUCCACAUUAUACCCAGAGGAUUUUUACUGAGCGUGAAGUUAGAGAUCAAUCUGGAGUGUCAGUGUGACUGCACAAGAAACCGUGAGGAAAACAGCGCUGGCUGCGGCGGCCGCGGGGCUCUGGUGUGUGGGCGGUGCGAGUGCCGUACGCCGUACACUGGACCACAGUGCCAGGGAGACGUCGACUCAACGCUUUCACAAAAUGACGACUACUGUCGCCCGGCCCCGAACGCCCCCGUGUGCAGCCGUAGGGGAAAAUGCGAGGAAGGAUUCUGUAAGUGCGAGACGCGAGCGAACGUGGGAGAACGAUACAGCGGAAAAUUCUGCGAGUGCAGCAACUUUGAUUGUUUGUACCACAACGGCAGAAUAUGUGGAGGCCAUGGGAAAUGUGAGUGUGGACGCUGCGUGUGUGACGAAGGCUGGACUGGUGAAGAUUGCAGCUGCACCAUCGAGACCGCUUCUUGUAGGUCGAGAAACCAGAAGCUGUGUAACGGCAACGGGAUGUGUAUAUGCGGAAUGUGCAAGUGUGAAUCACAUUACUUGGGCCGGACCUGUGAGGACUCCCCUUUUUGAUUGGGCGGUUAUCAGCAGUAAGAGGAGUGGCGAAGAGUUAAGGAUGACUUUAACUGACCGGAAGAGUGUGUGACAAGAUGACAAUAAUGAUUUCAGUGUCAAAAGUAAUAUACAUAUAAAAAUAUAGGUACAAAAGUGGGGUGGACUACAAUUAGACAGUUCCAUUAAAUGGAAAAUAAGUAUUGUGAUUGUGUACUUAAGUACAGUUUUAACCAUUCCAAAAUAUCUUUACAACAGUAAAGAAAGGAACGUCAGUAUGAAUUUACAGUUCACCGUAUUCUGCCUUGUCGUUUUUCUAAUUUCAAAAAUAAACAUGAAACAACCACG